Messenger RNA from Histoplasma capsulatum G186AR, 444 nucleotides. RefSeq lists its product as uncharacterized. The record is from RefSeq and is a predicted model, not a curated record. The transcript has 2 exons. The coding region runs from base 1 to 444 and encodes 147 amino acids. Lineage: Eukaryota; Fungi; Ascomycota; Eurotiomycetes; Onygenales; Ajellomycetaceae.
AUGAUCAAGGCCCCAAACAGCCGUUGGGACCCAAAGCACCGUGAAACAAAUAUCUUCAUCUGUGAAUCCGCCUCUUACCGACGCUUGACGCAAGCCAAAAUCUGUGCCCAGCAGAAUGUCUGCCCCACCUUAAGGCAGUUUGUCAACGACGAAUACCCACCCACAGCCAUUCUCUUGCAAUACAUUCCUAACAUGAAGGAGCUAAAAUGGACUGAGUAUAAUGAAAGAAGGAUGCGAAAUUUUGUUGGUGGACUGGUUGCGAUCCAUGACGCGCUAGUCUUUCAUGAGGACCUUCAUCCUAGGGAUAUGAUGGUUGUGGACGGGAAUCCAGAAAGGGUAAUCUGGCUAGAUUUUGACAGGGCGCGGACGUUUAAUGGACAUCUUUCAGAGAGGCAGAAGGAAUUGAUUGCAUUUGAUAAAGAGCCUCGUGGCCGAGAUGGCUGA